AAGUAUCCGUUCCAGUUUGUGAAGGAACUGAAACCAACAACAGAGGAGCUGCUACACUCAUGAUUUCAGAAUUUUGGUUAUGACCAACAAAGUUCACUUUCAACUAUCCGCAGAACUUGUUGGACAUGAAAAGGAAGUGAGAGCUGUUUUAGCACUUUCUGAUCAAGUGCUAGUGACAGGUUCCAGAGAUGAGACCUUGAAAGUUUGGAAAUAUGUAGAAGAAGAUAAGCAGUGGAAGUUGGAAAGUUCGUUUCAAGUACACAAGGGUUUCAUUAGUUGUCUAGCAGCUCUUCAUACGGAUCAAAGCCGUUUUCCUUUGGUCCUCUCUGGUGGUGGAGAUGCAACUAUCCGAGCAACAGAUAUUAUGACUGGUUCUCAAGUAGGAAUAGGUGAAGGACACAGCAACACAGUUUGUGAUAUACAAGUGGGUGAAGCAACUCAGUUUAUGAUUUCUUGUUCGUGGGAUUGCACAAGUAUAGUAUGGAAUUGGAAAGAAGAAGAAAAAGGAAAUGAUAUUGUUAUUCGUAUAUUUCCUCUUAUCACUUUACGUGGUCAUAAAGCUUCCGUUUGGAGUGCCAUUAUUUUAUCUUUUGGUUGCUUUCAAACAGCUUCUGCAGAUAAGACUAUUAAACUUUGGAAUGAACGAGGUGAAUGUUUAGAGACAUUGUAUGGACACCAAGAUGUAGUUCGUUGUCUUUACAAAGUUCCCAACUCUGAAAGGAUUGUUUCUGUUUCCAAUGAUGGUUAUGCUAUUUGUUGGAAGGCUUUAGAACAACGACAUUGGGAAAUAGAACAUCGUUUAUUCCUUAGCAAUCAUUUCUUGUAUAGUUUGACAUAUUUGUCGGCUUUGGAUUGUUUUGUUACUGGAGGAGAAGAUGGCUCCGUAAUCAUAUUUUCUUUUGAACAAGGAGUGGCUCAGACCCUAUCUCAUCCAAAGACUGUUUGGGCUUUGACAACUUUGCCUGGUAGAGAAGACUUGGUAACGUGCUGUAUGGAUUGUAUCUGUCGCAUAUUUACAAGUGACCAAUCACGUGUAGCUGACGAUGCUGUUCUGCAAUCAUUUCAUGACAAAGCCAGUACUAAGAAAUUGAGUGCAUCGAUGGUACAAGGAGUAGAUUGGGACAAGUUGCCAUUAUAUGAACAAGUGAUAGAUACUCCAGGAACUCGCGAAGGGGAAUUGAAAGUUGUAAGAAAGGGAAAUGAAGCGCAAGUAUUGAUUUGGAGUGAACAACAAUGGAGCAAAUUUGGAGAUGUAGUUGACAAUCCACAAGAAAAUAGUGGUCAAAGUGGUUAUUUGGAUGGUGAAUAUUACGAUUAUAUAUUUGACGUGGAUAUUGGAGAUGAUCAACCUAAACGUAAACUGGGAUAUCGUAAAGGAGAGAAUCCUUUGGCAGCUGCUCAACGUUUCUUAUUGAAAGAAGAAUUACCUUUGGAAUAUAUAGACCAAGUAGCCGAUUUUAUCGAUAGAAAUACAGAUUAUCGUCAACGCAAUAUGGAUAUGGAAGGAGAUCCUUUGACCGGAAGUAGUCGAUAUAUUCCUAUGGGAGAUAAUCGAGAUAAGAAUGCUUCCAUCAAAGACCCAUUUACAGAAAAUCGUUAUCGACCAUCGUCGAAUAAUGAUACUCAGUCAGCUACAGCAGCCCAACAACAACAUUUUCCUUCGAAUGAGUUUAUUUAUUUUGGACAUUCGGAUCAAUUCGCAAAUAUGCGUAAAAAGUUGAACGAAUUUAAUCAUCAAGUAAACGAAGAUAUGCGCCUGAGUGAUGAAGAAUGGAACCUUGUUUCAAACAAAGUGAUUCAGCAAUUGGAAAAAGAAAGUCAGAUUGUUCAUUGUAUCUUUUCAGAAGAAGAAUUGCAAGUGAUGGAAAAAUUACUGGAUUGGCCAACAGAAAAUAUUAUUCCUGUUCUAGACAUAUUUCGAUUGAUGAUAUUGAGUCCAUCGGCAUCGAGUUAUUUCUUUCUAAAAAAGGAAAAUUUCGGUUUAGACAAAGUAAGACGACAUUUAUUAUCCUCGAAAGCCACCAUUGGAGUUGUUAUUCUGGCUUGUCGUGUGAUUUGUAAUAUGUUCUCUACACGUCUGGUUGCAUUGUUGGCUUGUGAUCAAUGGGAACUCAUUUGUCCAUUAUUUCAUCCAUCCGUUUAUGUUUCACAUGCAAAAUCUAUUGAAGCAUAUUCUGCAUUAUUACACAAUUAUGGUAUCCAGUUAUCCAAAGGAGGAGAAGACUUUAUUGUGUCAACCAAUCAAUGGAUGACUUGUGCAAUGGAAUGGCUUGAAUUGUUGCAUCAUAAACAAGUGCAAGACUUUUCGUCUAUCUAUGCUGUUUGGACAGCGUUGGGUACAAUCUUUGUUUCUCAUCCGAGCUUGUUACAGGAAGCUAUGGAGAAAUACGCUCUAUUGGAUAUCAUGGAACGAUAUAUGCAAAGCUCUGAAAAGAUAAAAGAAUGUAUAAAACAGAUAGAAUACUUGAUUGCUCAAAGUGGAACUUAAUAAAUGGAUGGAAAGCAGUUUGUUACAUAAU
This is a messenger RNA of Galdieria sulphuraria, 2519 nucleotides long. RefSeq names its product transducin family protein / WD-40 repeat family protein. Lineage: Eukaryota; Rhodophyta; Bangiophyceae; Galdieriales; Galdieriaceae. Gene Ontology annotation, molecular function: ubiquitin binding. Gene Ontology annotation, biological process: proteasome-mediated ubiquitin-dependent protein catabolic process; ubiquitin recycling. Bases 80 to 2488 code for a protein of 802 amino acids. The transcript is spliced from 11 exons. The record is from RefSeq and is a predicted model, not a curated record. Gene Ontology annotation, cellular component: cytoplasm; nucleus.